Molecule: messenger RNA, 4965 nt
Organism: Eleginops maclovinus (Patagonian blennie)
Lineage: Eukaryota; Metazoa; Chordata; Actinopteri; Perciformes; Eleginopidae
Product: TSC22 domain family protein 2-like
Exons: 4
Coding region: 675-2957 (760 amino acids)
Biological process (GO): regulation of transcription by RNA polymerase II
Source: RefSeq, a predicted model, not a curated record
CAUAGCCAUCUUGUCAAGAGUGACUACGUGAGGGAGGUAACUGUAGGCGCUGUUUGGACUCUCGUUUGUUUUAAAGCGUUAAACUGAAGGACGGUUUCCGCUGUCUAACACCGUCAGCUUCACAGUAAGUGUCGCCACUGAAUGGCCUGAUGCUGGUGAGGUGAGUGGACACAAAGGACUGCUUUCGGGAAGAUGUCUCACAUACUUGUUCCGACGUAGGGGGAGUGUGCAGCAGCCAGUUGCUUGACUUGCUAGCUAGCUCAGUGAGUGGAGGGCUGCGGGCCCUCCUCAGCCUAAAGUAGGACCUGCAGCUGGGCAACACACUCUGCGACAACGGCUGCCUCACAACGGGACCACCGGGACGUUAGCAGGCCGGUCCGGAACGACAGGGAGCUGAGGACCAAUCUUCCUACAGGCGGCUGGUAUCACUGUCUAAAGCCGCAUUGCCUGACAACCCGACACGAUAUGCGUUAUGAGCCCAUGAAACGCAACAGGAGACCGAGAGAGGAAGAGGGAUGGCGUAGAUUCAUCUUGAUUACAGUUUGCUAGGCUAAGAAUUACACAUGCAAGUGUGCUGUGGAAUAUGAUCUAAGCUUCAAGAAGCUGCAACCAACUCGUCCCUUUCUGACGAAGGAUACACACAGCCAUACGGCACUUGGAAUCAGGCUGUCAAUAUGUCGAAAAUGCCGGCCAAGAAGAAGAGUUGCUUUCAGAUCACCAGUGUGACUCAGGCCCAGGGGGCGGCUAUAGGUGCCGCGGACGACACGGAGAGUCUGGACGACCCAGACGAGUCCCGGACGGAAGAUGGGUCGUCAGAGAAUUACGACAUAUCACGGGCUGAGUACGAGCCUGUGUGUGACAGGAGCUCAUCUGAAGAAGCCUUGAAUAAUGUCGGAGAGCCAGAGGCAAUCAGUGUUAUGGCGCCAUCACACAUACCUCAAGCCGGUCAGUUGUCUGCGCUGUCAGGCAACGCAACCGGGGAGUUUCGAAAGGUGGGAGUGUCGGCCUCCACUCAAGGUGGUCAGCAGCCUGUGGGGAUCGGCGCUGCAGCUGGUGGAGCCCCCAAUACUCAGCCUGGGGCCUUGCAGCAACAGCCUGCUCCAGCAGCCAGCGUGUCAGUAAACACAUCCCAACCUGCUGCAGUGACCAGUCCAGCUCCUCCUCCUGCCACCUCCACCGUGAGCUGCACUUCACGCUUCAGGGUCAUUAAACUCGAUCAUGGUACUGGAGAACCUUUCAGAAGAGGCAGGUGGACGUGUACAGAGUUUUAUGAGAAAGACUCCGAGAGCUCUGCUGUUAGGACUGCAGAUAGCAUUAGGCAUGUCAACAACAGUGCAACAACACUGGACCCUGCUGCUGACAGAGACAGUGGGCUCGGGCAUACAGGAGGAUCAGUGGCUCCCCCUGCAACGCACUCAGGUCAGGGCUUGGGCUCGGUGGCGGAUGCUUCUUUGUCAUCCCGCAUGCACGCAGUGGAGACGCCACCACAAAUCCACCAUCAAAACUACAACGCCAGACCACAGGGUGUCAGUGGGUCGGCCACACAGAGCCCUUUCUCCAGCAGCAAGCCAACAGUCGGAGGUCUCCAACCUUCUGCUCCCCAGAGUGUGCUGCCUAUCGGCCAAAACGGCCUGCCUCAAUCUGUUGUCAGUGUGCACAAGUCCCCCGUCAUGCCUCCUUCAGCCCAGCCUGUCGUUUACCCUCCCCAGCAGCAGCAACAGCAGCUUCCCAUGGGCCACCACCUGACCGGCCAGUCUUCUGGACUGCCACAGAACCAGGCGGACUUUUAUCAGCAGCAACAGCCCUCUUCCAUGCAGCCAGGGCCUCCGACCGGCCAGCCCAGCCUCUCUGCUGGGCUGCAGCUCAUGGGACAAGGCUCGGUCCUACCUGCAUCCUCUGCGGGGGCUUCAAGUCAGGCUGGAGAUGUUACAGGAGGGGGGUCUGUAGCAAGCGGACAGCAAGGCCUCUUGCAGCAGCAGACCGGGGGAAUCGGAGGCGUCGGAGGCGUCGGAGGCUCUGUACUGGUUAGUGGAUCCGCUCUGCAGCAGCAAGCUGCGAGUCAGUAUGCAGCCGCCGGACAGCCUCAGCCCCCCGGCCUCCACCCUGCCACCUCCGGUGUACAAAACGUGCCUGUCGUCGCAGCGAGCUCCAGUGUGCCCACCACUGUGCCCACGGCUGUGCCCAGUGCCUCCAGUGCAGCCAUGCCAAAUGUGACAAGCUCCAGUAUGCCUCAAGGCCAGGUACCCCACAGCAGGACUCAAGGGGCUAUAGGGAUGUAUGGCCUCCAAGGAACUGGAUUUGGACUUGUGGAGGGAGCUGGUGGGGGUGGAGGGAGGUUUGAGGGUCUCUUCAACACACAGUCUCCCGUUGUCUUUGGAAGGGAAAUGGCAAAUCCCCUCAAUCCUGAAAGCCUGCAGCUCGCCACCCCGACUGUCAACAGCCUGUUUGGAAUCCACAUACCUGUCGACGGGGAUGUGGACAGGAACCCCUCCAAGGCUUUCUACCAGGCCUUCCAGUCUGGCAGCAGAUUAAGGGACUCAAAGGCCCACAAUGAUAGGGCCUCGGGAACAAAUGUUGCUGCCAUUGAUAAUAAAAUUGAACAGGCAAUGGACCUGGUGAAAAGCCAUCUGAUGUACGCGGUGAGGGAGGAGGUGGAGGUGCUGAAGGAGCAGAUCAAGGAGCUGUUUGAGAGGAACUCUGUGCUGGAGAAGGAGAACGCCGUGUUGAAAUCUCUUGCCAACAGCGAGCAGCUGUCUCAGCUGCCCGCACAGCCGGCCCCCAGCUCCAGUACCACGCCCCCCCAGCAAGGACUCAGCCAGCCUCAGCAACAGGCCCAGCCCCCGCUUCAAGUUCAGCCUCAGCAGCCACACCCCCAGCCGCAGCUCCACCCUAAACCCCAGCCGCUCCAGACUCCGCUCGACCCCGGCCAACAGCAACCCAACGUCACCUCCGCUUGAAGUGCAUCCGGAAAAAAAUAUCUAUUUCAUCUAGUGUCUGUGAAAUUAAAAAAAGAAGAUAAAAAAAGAAAAACAUUGUCUUCUUAGCCACCAGCUUGACCACAAAGUACAGUGCUUGUGUGUGUGUGUGUGUGUGUGUGUGUGUGUGUGUGUGGGGGUGGGGUGGGUGCGAGGGUGAGUCAGUAAGCAAGUGUUGGAAUGUAAGUGUGUAUGCAUCUGUACUGUGGGCCUUUUCCAGUGUUAAUGCAAUCAUCGAGAGACGGAGAAAGUGUGUGUAGAGACAGGGGGGGGGGUAGGGUGUUUGGUUUCAUCUUGGCUGCGUUCCCGGAGCCUGCUGGGGAGCUGGUGGACAAGAUGUCUUUUCCAGACUGGCCCGUGACCUCAGCAGGGGGUGUCGGACAAAGAGGGGGGACUUCACCUCACAUAAGGGACAAACGGGAGUGAUUGUCAAAAAGAACGAGUAUUUUUUUAAACGACAUACGAGAGGGUAACAGGGGUGUUUUUAGCCUGGCUGUUUCAUGUUGUAAAGUAAGGGAUGGGAUAGAGAGUUUCUCGGAGCGCUUCACCGCUGCCGCUUCCUUCACAUCAACCCUGGCAUCAGUCUUUGUGUUUUUAUUUAUUACAGGGCUGCUACUCUCACACCUGAACAACACCAAACCUGCAGCCCGGUUUCCACUUCUCUCUUCAGUGUUUCAACAGAUCGGCAAUACUUCCAAAAUAGUGAUGCUUUACGUUUGUUAAAAAUGUAAGCUUAAAAAAAACCUGACAAAUGUUUAACACUAACUCAAAUUUUUGGCUGCAAUUUGCCAAAUCACAGCAAGUGGAUCCAGUGUGUACGGAAGAUGAUUAGGGCCACAUUUGACAUUUGUUUGUGAUCUGACCAAGAGUAAAACAUAAAAAUAAAAUAAUUUACUUCUCUGAAGUCAGGAUUCUGAGAGAAAAGUCAGAGUUUUGGGGAAUUCUGACUUUAAUUUCAUAACUCUGAGGAAAGUGAACAUUCUUGAGAAAAAAAAAAUUUUAAGAAAAAAAGUUGGAAUUCUGCUUUAAUUUCAGCAUUCUGAGAGAGUUGGUAUUCUGGAGAAAAAAUAUAUAAUCUAAUUCUGGAAAAUUAUAUUGCUGACUUAUUUGGAAUUCUGACUUAAAUUUCAAGAUUUUGAGGGGAACAAAGUUGAAUUUGGACAAAAUUAUUAAUUUAAUCUCAAAUUUUGGAGAAAAAAAACAACUUCUCAGAAAAAAUAUUAAUUCUGAGAAAAAUGUGGGGAGUUUUGAGGAGAAAAGCGCCAUUAUAACUUUCUCAUAAAUCAAAAACAAUCUGUUUUGGUCGGAUCUCAAAACACAUCAACAGUGGCCAUAGUCCUCUACCGCAGUAUGAAUGUACGGUAAUGUUUAAUAUUAAGUAUUAAGAGCCUUGACGGGGGUCUCUUCACCCGUUGACAUCAAAUGGUAACGUGAGCCUGCAGAAAGGUAUUUGAAGAUAUAAUUAUGUUUUUCUCAAAAUCAAUUAGUAUUGCCCCCCCCCCCCCCCUUCAUGCUUUUCUUUCUUUUUUCCUCCCAGUGUUUAUCGUGAGGGGGCCGGGGGGGGGGGAAGCUGUGAAAAUCAUUCAACCUACUUUGUAACCAAAGAUGCAAAGCUGUGUAAAACAUUGAUUCUUUUUAAAUGCACACAUGAAUUUCUUUUUCUUUUGUUACUUCCUCUUUCACACCAUAUUUUGUUGCUGUUCGGCAUGUUCUGCAUGAUCUGUAAUCUUCAAACCACUUUCUUACCUCAUUUUUAUUCAGCACUCUUAUUGUAAGAUAGUCUGUGAACAGUGUAAAUGGGGGAAGGGGGAGGGAGGGGGUGAAGCGGAGCAGAGAAAAAUAACCUAGUGUUACUGACACUAGUCACAGAAAAAUGAAGUGAGCCAUGUUUUGUUCAUUUAAAUGGUGUUUGAAUUUCAUAUGCCAAUAGUUUUGUUACAUUGCAAAUUUUAAUGUAUUUAAAUAAAAGCAAUAUUCAGAUUCCAUAAUA